AUGGCAGGGCACUUGGGGCGAGAGCUGGGGCGUUCGUACCCCUUUCCCGUCCAAGGUCUCCACCUGAACCAACUACCAGCUGUCCCCCAUCAUGAACCGGCCGGGGGCUUCUUGCCUGAAGCCUUCAACGGGGCAACUCCUGGACAGGGCUAUGUAUUUAAGCCCGACUAUGGGCCGCCAGGAGGGAUGAUGGAUGCCCUCCCUGGUGGAGGAGAUGCUCCCAGGGUUUGGUACCCUUUACCGACAGGUAUGGAUGCUUGGGGUCACCAUCCGGGGAUGGUGAUGGGGCCUUAUGGGGUCGUUCAGUCUGGGGAGGCCUGCCCAGGCCCAAAGCCAGACAUCAAGGUGGAACGAGACUGUGAUGAGCCGGGGCCCUACUUCGGGCACCCCUGGGCAGGCGGCUGCGUGCUGCCUCCCACUCCAACAUUAGCCCGUACGGCACCCAGCAGCAGCCAGGAGACGGUCACCCCUGACUAUGAUAUCCAGCCUCCCAGCAGCCCUGCGAGCGAGCAGGAUGAAAUUGGCAGUGCUGACAGCAGCCCCCAGAGCGACGGCAGCCAAAGUCCCGAGGAGCCCAUGGUCUCUGGAGAGAUCAAGGAAGAAGUGGGCAGUGGAGACGAGGACAUUCCCACCUCAGAAGAACUGGAACAGUUUGCCAAAGAACUGAAGCACAAGAGGAUCACUUUGGGCUUUACUCAGGCAGAUGUAGGACUUGCCCUAGGGGUGCUGUAUGGGAAGAUGUUCAGCCAGACCACCAUCUGCCGCUUUGAGGCCCUGCAGCUCAGCUUCAGGAACAUGUGCAAACUGAAACCACUCCUUCAGCGCUGGUUGCAUGAGGCCGACAGCAAUGAAAACCUGCAGGAGGUGAGCUACCAAAUGUGUGCUGCCGAGUCCGCCAUGAUCCAAGCUCGGAAACGCAAGCGUACCAGCAUCGAGACCACCGUGCGGGUCUCACUUGAGGCUUACUUCCUGCGUUGCCCGAAGCCCAGCCUGCAAGAGAUCUCGCAGAUUGCUGAUGACCUCAACCUGGAGAAGGAUGUUGUCCGUGUUUGGUUCUGCAAUCGCCGCCAGAAGGGCAAGCGCAACCUAGGAGCCGGCUCGCGGGAGGAUUAUGACAGCGCCGCUCUGCCGCCGCCUUUCCCACUUCAAGCUCAGGGCCCGGGGCUCAGCCCCACCCACCACCAACUGGCCGCCCCUCCUCACCCCCAGGGCUACAACACAGCUGCCUUCGCUGCCCUUUACCUCCCCCAGUUCCAUGAAGGAGACCCCUUUGUUCCCCCCACAUCUGGCUCCCCAGUUAUGGGUCACACAAUGCAAUCGAGCUGA
This is a messenger RNA of Sphaerodactylus townsendi, 1326 nucleotides long. RefSeq names its product POU domain, class 5, transcription factor 3-like. The transcript is spliced from 5 exons. Gene Ontology annotation, molecular function: RNA polymerase II cis-regulatory region sequence-specific DNA binding; DNA-binding transcription factor activity, RNA polymerase II-specific. The coding region runs from base 1 to 1326 and encodes 441 amino acids. NCBI's taxonomy places the organism in Eukaryota, Metazoa, Chordata, Lepidosauria, Squamata, Sphaerodactylidae. Gene Ontology annotation, biological process: regulation of transcription by RNA polymerase II. The record is from RefSeq and is a predicted model, not a curated record.